CUCACCAUGGCUUUUAUUACCUAUCUUUUGACUAGAGUCGAUGUGUUACUAUUUUUUUCAGCUUUUGUUGCAAUAUUCAUCUAUUGGUUUAAUGGAUCUAAGAAGAGCACAGCAAAGAUGCCUCCAGGACCUACCCCUCUCCCUAUCAUUGGCAACCUACAUUUAAUGGACCUGAAUAAGCCCCACCAAUCACUGAUGGAGAUGUCUAAGAAGUAUGGUGAAGUCUUUACUCUACAGUUUGGACCCAAAAAAGUGGUGGUUAUUGCUGGGUACAAGGCUGUGAAAGAGGCACUCGUCACCCGAGCUGAGGAUUUUGGAGACAGGGCGAUUACUCCAAUCUUCAGUAUAACCUCCAAUGAUCAUGGUGUCAUUUUUACCAAUGGAGAAUUAUGGAAAUCUAUGAGGAGGUUCACCCUAUCAACCCUUCGAGACUUUGGAAUGGGAAAGAAACUACUAGAAUCGAAAAUUCAAGAUGAAAUAAUCCCUUUUAUAGAAAAAAUAAAAUCUUUUAAUGGUAAACCCUUUGAUACACAUAUAACAAACUAUGCCAUAUCCAAUGUAAUCUGCGCUAUUAUUUUUGGGGAAAGGUUUGAGUAUGACGACCCAACAUUUCAAAAUCUGAUCAGAAUGAUAGAUGAAAAUACCAGACUGGUUGGUACUCCCAAAGUGAUGAUGUUUAACUGGUUUCCCCUAAUCGGAUCACUCCUCGGCCUACAAAAGAAAGUAAUGCAGAACAUUCAGGGUCUACAAAGAUUUAUUGUAAAAUGUAUUAAGAAACGAAGACUGGAAUAUAAUGCAAAUGACAUUGGUGGAUUUAUUGAUGCCUAUCUUAUGAAACAGGAACAGGAGUCAACAAAAACUGAGACAUAUUUCAGUGAAGAAAAUCUGAUUUCUUCGGUCCUGGAUCUCUUUGGAGCUGGAACUGAAACUACAUCUACAACAAUCCGCUGGGGAAUUUUGUUGAUGAUGAAGUAUCCGGAAAUUCAAAAGAAGGUUCAGGAUGAAAUUAAAAUACACAUUAAACCAGGACAGUUGCCAACAGUUGAGGAUCGUAAGAAAAUGCCUUAUACUGAUGCAGUGAUACAUGAAAUACAGAGGUUUUCCAAUAUAGUUCCACUGAACGUGUCACACUCAACUCCAACUGAUGUGUAUUUUCACGGUUACUGCAUCCCAAAAGGUACAGAGAUUAUUCCAUUGCUGACAUCAGUUCUCUAUGAUAAGACUCAAUGGAAAACUCCAUAUGAUUUUAAUCCCAAUCAUUUUUUGGAUGACAAUGGAAAAUUUGUCAAACAUGAUGCAUUUAUACCUUUCUCAGUAGGAAGAAGAGCUUGUGCUGGGGAAAGCCUGGCUAAGAUGGAACUUUUCCUGUUUUUCACUGGACUCCUCCAAGCAUUUACUUUCCAUCUGCCUCCAGGAGUUUCCAGAGAAGAUUUGAAUCUCAAGCCUGCUGUUGGAUUUGUUUUAGCCCCUACACCAUACAAGACAUGCGCCAAACUGAACUAUUAGUGUAUGAUGAACAAUAGAGACAGCUCAGAGACUAAUGUUUUUUUGAUUGUAUUAAUGAUAGAUUUAAGUUUGUACUUGUUAUCUCGUGUUCAACAUAUUUAAGCAGUGUUCUGCUACUAAUUUUUAAUGGACUUGCCAGUAAUGUUUUGACUUCCCUGCAGCCCCACCACAGGAGAAAUUAAUCCUUACAUAGCACUUAUUAAAAUAAUUUGGUUGUCUGUGUAAUGCAAAAUAGGAGACAUUUCCCCAAGUCAGACACACUUUUUGAAACAGUUUUUUAAUAUAUCCAACACUUUAUUAACUGGCAAUUUUCUAUACAAAUUGACUGAUCUAGACAAUCCUUUUAAACUAUCUUAUUCCAGAGAAAGCUUUUUUAACCGCAUACUGGUACUAUGUGUAGUAUAUGACUUGUAAGCUCAACUUUUACUAUCUAGACUUCUCAUUCACUUUGUUUCUGGGACAGAGAGAAAAACUCUCUUAUCCCUAACCGGGGCCCAGGGGCAAUUUCUCACCCCCCUUUACAGUAGAGUUUAUCCAGAAAGUAGAGUUCUGCACAGGUUUAUUUCGCCCCAAAAAGUGACACACAAUUGACAUACUGGGCCUCAUUUACUAAGAGUGUCGGGUUUUUACUUGUGGGAAAAGUUGUUUCAGACUUUCAAGAUUCCUCUCAAUUUACUAUUGGGAAAAGUCGGGAACAUUUUCUGACCAGCUUUUUCUAGGUCGCUAUUUCCAGCCAUUUACCCAUAGGAUUUUCUGUGAAUUCAAUAGUAAAUCGGUCGGGUUAUGAAACAACGCCCCUUUUUGGGCCAACCACACCCAUUUGUGACAGACCACGCCCCCUUUUUGCUUUUCACAGUGCAAUGUCGGGUUUGUUGGAUUUUCCAGGUGCACACUGUCGCACACUGGUGCAGACAUGUCUGCGCCAAAAUAACCAGACAAAAACUGGUCAUUUUCAGCUUAGUAAAUUAGGCCCACUAUUUAUAAGGGCCAUGCAGCAACCACACAAGUCUUCCUUUUUGGUAAGCUCCGGUUUCCAAAACAGUCAGAUAUAUUACCAUUACUCUUUCUGUACAAAUGCUUAGAUUCUGUUCAUAUCUUGUUUGUGGUUUAUGUUUAGCAUGUACAUUGGGAAAUCUCUUAAUAUACAGGCUUAACGUGUCCAUCAUACUGUUACUGAAUGAAAAGACACACACUAUACAAAGAACAUUAUCUCUCUUAAGUGCACUGUGAUAGAUUUACUUCAGAGGGGAGGAAUCUCCUCUCUCCUCCACACCAAGAUGUCUCAUGACUUAUACCUUUCCAGGCUCAUCCACACCAGGCAGUCUGUACCAGGCAUAUAGUUUCAAAACUAAGUUCAGUAGUCCCUACUACUUGCAUAUGGACACUGUUAUUCAUCAAUGAGUCCUCAGAUACGCACACUGUGAUUUGUAUUAUAACAAGACACUGAUAUAGUUAUUUUAGUUUUUUCUGUCUUAUAUACAGCUUUUUUCUUUCUUGCAGUAUAAAUGUGUGACCUUGAUGUCUCACUGCUUUCCAUCUAUGCAUUGGGUGUGGUUGUCUCUCAUCAUCUUUUAUAUGGAAUGUUGACACCAAUUCACACCAUGCAUAUUUGAUGCAGUUUAUUUGUGCAUCUCUCCCCAUAUUCCCGCUAUAUGUCUAGGACAUUACACAUUUAUACAUUUACAUUUGUGUUCUUAUAUAUUGCCCUGUGACUUUUGAAAUUACAGCUUAUUUAUGUUUAUAAAACAUGAAUGAUUUUAACUCACUGUGUAUUAAGAGUAUUUAAAGAGUUAAGCUGACCGGGUUCCACAGAUGUUUAGAAUUAAGCCAACUUCCUCUCCCUAUGUAGGGUUCUGGUUUUUAAUUCAUUGUUGUAUGACUAAGGUCUGGUGAACAGACUGAAACGCGUCACCAUUCUCCUGUACUGUGUGUUGGAUUAUUAAUAUUGCAAUAAAGCUGGAAGUUCAUAAGAGAAGCUGCCGUGCUGGAAAUUCUUUUUGAUAAAUAUAAAUAUAUAUACAUACACGCAAGGAAGCCUAUAUUGUCACAUAUUACAUUUUGCCAAACUUCUACUGGCUAGAAGAGGAAAAUCUUUAGGAAUCUCCUUCAUGAAAGAACACAGUAAGCACUAAAUAUAGUACUAAAAGGUUUGGGCCUUCCAGUAAAACGGCGGCUUUUUCUCAUAUAAUUAAGAUAGACACAUAUAGAUAUUUCUAUAUUAUUCUUCUUAUCUAUUAAGUUCAAAUUGUUUUAAAUUGAGAAACAUAUUCUGUAAAAUGGCAAAUAUAAGGAAUUGUCAUAUUGCCUCUAUUGACAUUUUUUGACAAAUAUUUAUCUACUACUUUUAAUGACAUAUCCUAAUGUUUGACUCUCUCCCAGGACUGUAUCCACCUUCUUCAGCCCACCGGACCACCUGAAAGCUGAACUAAUUUAUGCACGCUAAAGUCAACAACUGCCGAGCCGAGAAGUUUGUGGCGAAUCGAAUCACUGUAACUUCGCUCAUCUCUAGCGGACAAAUGUUUUGUCUCCUACAGACAUUGGUGACAUUGACUAUAAGUGCUAACAGUGAUUUAUACCCAUGACUUGGGUUUAUUUUGUAUGAUCAGUUUCUUAUGUUGCU
Molecule: messenger RNA, 4126 nt
Organism: Hyla sarda
Lineage: Eukaryota; Metazoa; Chordata; Amphibia; Anura; Hylidae
Product: cytochrome P450 2K4-like
Exons: 9
Coding region: 7-1506 (499 amino acids)
Biological process (GO): xenobiotic metabolic process
Cellular component (GO): cytoplasm; intracellular membrane-bounded organelle
Molecular function (GO): oxidoreductase activity, acting on paired donors, with incorporation or reduction of molecular oxygen, reduced flavin or flavoprotein as one donor, and incorporation of one atom of oxygen; heme binding; iron ion binding
Source: RefSeq, a predicted model, not a curated record